Eruca vesicaria subsp. sativa (arugula) is the source of this 1104-nucleotide messenger RNA. Lineage: Eukaryota; Viridiplantae; Streptophyta; Magnoliopsida; Brassicales; Brassicaceae. The record is from the annotation of a GenBank genome assembly.
AUGAUUCAAAGCCAUUGUUAUUGCCUUUCUGGUAUUGUUAUUACUAUCUACUGCUGCCUCCUAAUCCACAGUCUUGCUUCUCCUACGCUCCACUUUUGCCGCCACGACCAGAGGAAGGCUCUUUUGGAAUUCAUAGACGAGUUUCCUGCUGAUGAGUUUACCGUAAGACGGUGGAAUGAGAGCAGUGAUUGCUGUCUUUGGAUGGGUGUCACAUGCGAUGAUACAUAUGGCCAGGUGAUAUCACUCGACCUUUCUGGGACGUUUCUCAACAAUUCUUUAAAAACAAAUAGUAACCUUUUUAGGCUCCAAUAUCUUCGUCACCUAAGCCUUUAUUGGUGCGGACUCCAAGGAGAAAUUCCUUCUUCACUAGGAAACCUUUCUCAUCUCACAUUUCUUGACCUUUCUCGUAAUCAUUUGAUAGGUGAGAUUCCUCUUUCAAUAGGCUAUCUAAGCAAUCUGAAAGAGCUUAUCCUAGGGCCUAACAAUCUUACAGGAGAGAUUCCUUCUUCAAUAGGAAACCUCUCUAGUCUCACAAUUCUUGAGCUUUAUGGUAAUAAUUUGAUAGGUGAGAUUCCGGCUUCCAUCAGUAACCUAAAUGAGCUAAGUGUCAUUGAUCUUGGCGCCAAUAGCUUAAGUGGCAAAUUUCCUAUUUCAUUUGCCAACUUAACUAAGCUUACCGGUUUUAGUAUCUGCUCUAAUAAAUUCACAUCCACGCUUCCAUCAGAUAUGAGUGGAUUUCACAACUUGGAAAUUUUCAAUGUCUCUCAAAACUCAUUUACAGGGCCUUUCCCUAAAUCAUUGUUCUCAAUUCCUUCAUUACAAUUUUUAUCUUUGGGAGAAAACCAAUUCACGGGACCAAUAGAGCUUGGCUAUAAUACAUCUUUGUCAUCCUUUGAGCUUCAGUCUCUAGACCUUUCUUCUAACAGAUUUGAUGGCCCUAUCCCGGAAUACCUAUCUGAAUUUGACCUCUUCCACUUAUACCUUGACCACAACUAUUUCACAGGGUCAAUCCCUAGAUCUUUAUCAGAGUUAGUCUAUCUCGAGGACUUGUAUCUGUCCAACAAUAAGUUGACAGCAGUUUGGAAAACACAAUACAAGAAAUAA